AUGACGGGUUGCUUCUUCUGCAACGUGGUCGACCAUGAUGCAGAUGACUGGUACGUGCUCUUGGUUUCUGUUUGGUUAAGCUUGUAUCCUUCUCGGACCAGAUCGGCGCUCUGGGGAAGAAUCUGCUGACCGCAAUUCCUUCUUCAGCGCCAUGAUGACGCGGGUUUCGCCAGCCACGUUGGUGACUCACCUCAUCACGAACCGCGCCGGCAUGCCUCCCUGGAACACCCGGAUCAACUGGGUGGCUCUCGCCAUCGACCAGUGGGAUCUGGUGUGCUUCACCAUGCUGCCCCUCACCCGCGCUUUCGUCAAGAAGGUUUACAUUCUCGGAAAGCGUUGGACCGAGGUCAACGGCGUCUCUCCCAUCACCGACCCCCUCUUCAGGAACGCCAGCCUCGGGCUGCUCAAGACCCUCUCCAAGCCCAAGGGCGACGACCAGCUCAUGGAGGCGUCCCGAAUUCUUUGCUACCGCAAGAGUAACUGUGUUGACGGGUCCGAGCACACCGUCUUCAAGAACGACCUCGUCAGCAAGUACAUUCCCAAGGAAGGGGAGGUCGACCCCAGGCUCAUCGCCGACAUAUCGGCUUACCGUGAUCACGACCUCGCCGCCGCCAAAUUGCAGUUCACCAAAAAGAUGCCCAAGAAGGUGACCAAGGAGCGCAAAGGUCGGCGUGCCAUGAAGAGGGAGGCCGCGGCCGCUGCUGCCGCUGCUGCUACCGAGGAGGCUGCAGCUGAAUCGGGCGAGCAGCAAUGCCAGAACGAAAAAGAAGAGAGCAGCUCCUUGUCGGAAGGGGAAGAGGAUGCGCCCAUCUCAGAGAGGUUGAUGGAUCUCGCCGAUAGGAUGAACGAUGUCAUCGCCAACCUUCAAAAGAGUCUCAAUUCGUGAACAAAUGCCUGCCUCUUAAUUACAGUCUCAUUCGAGAUUAAACGGCGGAAACAUUCCCCGGUCCCUCGCAUCACCCUCGCCCUUUCGUUCGACGGUUUGAGC
This is a messenger RNA of Thermothelomyces thermophilus ATCC 42464, 988 nucleotides long. RefSeq lists its product as uncharacterized. Lineage: Eukaryota; Fungi; Ascomycota; Sordariomycetes; Sordariales; Chaetomiaceae. The record is from RefSeq and is a predicted model, not a curated record. The transcript has a single exon. Bases 152 to 886 code for a protein of 244 amino acids.